Molecule: messenger RNA, 2955 nt
Organism: Plasmodium reichenowi
Lineage: Eukaryota; Apicomplexa; Aconoidasida; Haemosporida; Plasmodiidae
Exons: 7
Coding region: 1-2955 (984 amino acids)
Biological process (GO): Golgi organization; intra-Golgi vesicle-mediated transport; protein transport
Cellular component (GO): COG complex; membrane
Source: RefSeq, a predicted model, not a curated record
AUGGAAAAGGAAGAAGAAAAGAUGAAUGAUGGUUUAAGGUUUAAAAAGAAAGGGGAACUUUUAAAGAGUGAAAAUAUUCUGAACGUUAUGAAUAAUCCCAUGACAUACGUAAUAGAAUCAAUAAAAUAUAAAUCCGUUUUCGAUAUAAAAAAAGAUCUGAUAUUAAUGAAAAAUGUAAUUCAUAAUGACAUAAUAAAAAUAUUGAACAAGAAUUCGAAAGAAUUUAUGUCUUUACCAGCAAAUUUAAAUUAUAUUGAAAAUAUGAUUCCAGUAUUAGAUAAAGAAAUAAAAAUAUCAAAACGAUUUGUAAAAAAGUUAUUGAAUGAGAUUAAUAAUAUAAAUAAAAGAAUUAAUGACAUAUUAUUAGAUAAAAUAAAUAUAUUUUAUAUAAAAAAUAUUUUAAAAACAAAUAUAGAUAUAUACGAAUUAAUAAAUAAAAUAGAAAAAGAGUUAAGAAAAUAUGAAAAAUCCGAAUGUUAUAAUAUAUUAAUAGAUAUUCAAAAAAAAAUUUAUUCAUAUAAUUAUGAAAUGAAUAAUGUUUUAUCUUCUACUAAUUCUUGUUCAUUAUUUAUUGAAGAUGAUAUAUAUAAAAAUAAUAUAUAUUUUUUAUAUGAUCUAUCUAAAAGAUUAAUAAAUAUAAGUACAUCUAUAUGGAAUAUUAAAGCUAUGAUAUAUAAUAAUUAUAAAAGAAUAAAAACUAUAUCACACAAAUUACAAGAUUUUUAUAAUCUUGUUAAUAAAUAUGGUCUAGAAGCUAAAUGUGAACAACAAACCAUACUGGUCACUGUGAACAAAUUUUCUUUUGAAAAUUUAAAUGAAAAAUUAAAAAAUGUAAUAGAUCAGGUGGAAAAAAAAAUAAACGACUUGUCUUAUAUUUUUUUAAAAUUGUUAAAAAAUGGAUUAAUACAAAAUAUUAAUGAACAUAAUAUAUUAAAUCAGUCCUUAAAUUAUAUAUUAAAUUCUUGUUAUUUGAUAAAUUUUUUUAAUGUCUUUAUAAUACACUUCCAGGAAGUCUAUAUAAAUUAUAUCGAAUAUGAACCGUUUGAGACGUACGAAGAUUUAAUUCUCUAUAUCAAAGAGAAGACAUUAGAAAAUAAGAAUGUGCAAGAAAUAAUCAAAAGAAUAAAUGAGAUAGAUGAAGGUGUGUUAUUUUGUACACACGGCAUUCUGGAGAGGAUAUUGGAGAUAAUAAAAAAUAGGUUUGGUGAUAUAUUUAUGUUAAGAUACUGUGAUGUUUUUAUGGAAAGAUAUAUUAAGACAACCUACCUUUUUAAUGAUAUAAAAAGGUUAGUAGGAAAAAGCAAGUAUGAAUUAUUUAUAUUGGAUGAGAAGAUGAAAAAAUAUUUGAAAAAUUUUGAAAGAGAAGGAUAUGUACAAUAUGUUUUGAAUUUAUUAGAAAACAAAAUGAAUGAUAAUUAUAAAAAUAUAAUUUUAUUUGAUAAGAAAUAUAUAUUUGAAAAUAAUUUUUAUUGGUUAAAAGAAACCAUAAAUUUAAUAAAAAUUUUUAAAAUAUUAUUUACAAGUAAAUAUUAUAUACCUGAAUGUUUAACAAAUUAUUUAUCUUUUAUAUUUAAGCAUUUUAAAAAUUAUAUAACUAAUAUAGAAACCUUUUUAUUAUUUCUAGAAGAAAAUGAAGAAAUCAAAAUUUCAAAUGUAGAAAAAAAAAAAAUAAAUAAGUUUUAUUGGAGUCCAACAUUAGGAUAUAAUAGUAUAGGUUUUUUUAUAUCUGAUUUUUUAUCAUUAAGAAAAAUAUUUAAAACUAGUAAAAAAAUAUAUUCAUGUAUUAAGAACGAUGGACAAUAUGUACUUCCAAAUAAUAUUGGUGAUAUAGCUAUAUGGAUGUUUGACAAAAUAUUGAAUAAUUUUAUUAAUCAUACAACUUUAAAAGAAGAAAAUGUAAUUAUAGAAAAUAAUCAAAAAAAUUUAUAUGUAAAUAAUAAAGAUCAUAUACAUGUAAAUAAUAAGAGUUCCUUUUAUAUUCACGAUGAUAUUAUAACUUCAUCUUCUGAAGAGGAUGAAACUAAUAUGAAUAAUAUGCAAUCUAAUAAAAUGAAUGAUUCAAAUUUUCAUAAUGAUAAGAAUGUAGGAUUAGAUUCUUCCAAUUUAAAUAAUAAAAAAAUGAAUGAGCAAGACGUAAAUUAUACAGAUUAUUCAAAAAGAUUAGAUGAUACUAAAAAUCAAAAAAAUGUUUAUGAUGAGAACAAUAAUAUAUAUAAUUAUUCAAAAAUAUUAUUAAAUAAUGAAAAGAAAUGUCAUACUCCAAAUAUAGAUAAUGUAGAUAUAUUAUAUAAAAUAGCAAAUGAAAAUAAAAAUAUACUAAGAGAAAAAAAAAAAAAAAAAAAUACAUCAUUGUAUCUUUAUGAAAAAAAUAAUAAAAGAAAAAUUAUACAUCAUAUUCGUUGCAUAAAUGGAUUUUUAAGAACAUUAACAAAAAUUGUUAUUAAUACACAAAAAAUAUUUGAAGAUUUUUUUAUAAAUAAAAUGUUUGAAAUAUGUUCAAGCUUUUUGAUAUAUUUGCAUUCUCUCUUUACUGUAUAUAAAAUGACAACCAAGCGAAUUCCCGAAAAACCAAGUGAACAGGUGGACAAAAUUGUACUUCCCUUAAUUUCGUUCAAAUCAUUUUAUAAGGACAUAAUAGCCGAUAUUAUUAUAGAAGACAUAAUUACAAAAAUUGUUGAUAAAAUAAGCGAGUAUUAUCUUAACGAGAUUAAAAAUGUAAUCGACGCAAAGAUUUGUGAACAAAAUAAGAGGACCCUAAAAUUUAAUUUAAUAGAAACAUUUUUAAAGAAGGACGAUAUACCGUAUGAGGAAAAGAUACAACAACAAAUAUAUUUGGAUGUAUGUCAUUAUGAGAAAUUAUGUGACGAGAAUUUUAUGAUAAACAAAAAUACCAACAUUCAUAUGAGGGCCUUACUAAAUCAUUGCAAAAUGGAAAAUAGAAAGAUAACAGGGUAA